This is a messenger RNA of Drosophila pseudoobscura, 2317 nucleotides long. RefSeq names its product carbohydrate sulfotransferase 11. Gene Ontology annotation, molecular function: sulfotransferase activity. The record is from RefSeq and is a predicted model, not a curated record. The transcript has 4 exons. Gene Ontology annotation, biological process: carbohydrate biosynthetic process. Gene Ontology annotation, cellular component: membrane. Lineage: Eukaryota; Metazoa; Arthropoda; Insecta; Diptera; Drosophilidae. Bases 307 to 1650 code for a protein of 447 amino acids.
GCAGCUGCGGCCUGCCACGGGCUGGCAGUUGAGAGCGAGGGCCGCAGUGAGCAGCACGCCAAAGCGGAGCAGGCAGGAGAGACCCAGGAAAACGCAACACGUAACAGCGCCGCGACCAGGUGGUGGGGAGAGGGCACCACCAAGAGGCAGGGCUGGCAGCCAAAGGAUAGGCUCAUUCAGUGCUGUAUACACAGGGAGGCUCCAGAAAUAAAAGAAAAACUAAAACGCCUGCCGCGCUUCAGAACAUCCCCAGUAUUCCGUGGAACAUGCAGUGGCCGCUGCAGGGCGGCGUUCUGCAUUCAUAAAAUGAUCAUUCGCCUACGCUAUGGGAGACGUCUGCAGACCUAUCUGAAGAUAGGUGCCUGUGUCCUGGUGGGCGUCUGCUACUUUGCCUUCCUCUUCCGCGAGUCCCUCAAUGCCUACGAGCACCGGGAGCGGGCCACCGCCGCCGAACUGGAGGCGGACGCGGCGGAGCCCUCCAAGCAGCAGCUCAAGCUCAAGCGCCAGCAGAUGCAGCGCCAACGACUGCUGGCGCAGCUGCAGGCGGCCCAGGCAGGCACCACUGGAACGAAUGCCACCGGGAGCUCGGCUACCGCCGUUGCAGCUCCACUGCCACCGGCCAGCACCCUGAAUCCCGUCUACGAGUACUCCGAGGAGCUGCACAGCAGCACCGAGCGGGAGCUCCAGAGGAGGCGCGAACACCUGGCCGCCGUCUGCGAGCGCUACAAGCUGCAGGAAAAGUACCCACCGAAUCCCUGGGAGUUCUUUGUAUCGCCGGGCCAUAACAAUCUCGUCUGGUGCAAUGUCUUCAAGGCAGCCAGCAGUACGUGGAUGUAUUACUUCAACGUAUUAGCUGGCUACGAUGUGAAGUAUCUGCAGAGGACAGAGACUCAGCCACUGGAGCUGGCGCGGAAGCGUUUCCCCCGACCGGAGCUGGCCGAGCUCAUGGAACUAUUGCCCAGUGCACUGUCCUUCCUGUUUGUGCGCGAUCCCUUCGAAAGGAUACUGAGCGCGUACCGCAACAAGCUGGAGGGCAAUCGGAACACCUUUUACAAGGCCUUGGGCACGAAGAUUGUCCACCGUUUCCGAAAUCACAGCCAGGGCGGGCCCUGGCCCCGCUGCGGACCCACCUUCGAGGAGUUUGUGCGCUUCCUCAUCGCCGAGCACGGGGCGGGCAAGCGUUUCGACGAGCACUGGGCGCCCAUCUACAGCUUCUGUACACCGUGCAGCGUCAACUUCACCAUCAUUGGGAAGACGGAGACGUUCCAGCGCGACUCGGAGUUCAUCAUACGGCAGGCGGGCCUGGAGACGCUGCUCCUGGGUCUGGGAAAGUUGCCGCAGCGAAAGCAGCGCAGGAUCGGCAACCAGGCGCGCAGCGGCAUCAAGUCGGAGGCCGUGGUCGAGCGCUACUUUGCCGAUAUCGAUCGCUCAACGUUGGACCAAUUGCUCAAGAUAUAUCGCAUCGAUUUCGAGCUUUUUGACUACGACUACCGCAAGUACUACGACAUGGUGCAUCCCUGGAGCCUGGAGCAGAGCACAGCCGGCACGGCUGCAGCUGCAGCGGCAGCGGCUCCCGCCACGACCACGGCUGCGCCGGCGGUGGCGGCUGCAGGGGCUUCUGGCUCCACUCAGGGCUCAGCGGCGGCGUAGACUACAGAAGCUCAGUAGGAUCCCUUGGAUCCCGUAAUCCCCCUCCCACAUUGCGAUGCGUCGUCAAACAAUCUUAUCAUGUACCUUUUUACACAAGAAAACACGAAACAAACCACAAACCAAAACAGAACCCAACCGAUGCUAACAAAUCUACCAAAGUUUAAGGCCAAAAUCAACGUUUUCCAAAAACGCAAAAAAAAAACAAAACCAAAGAAACACCAAACAAAACACUCUUGACCUCUCUUAGAUAAUGCCAAAAAAAACCAAAAAGGAAUGUAUUGUAGAAAGGAGAAUGAAACUUAGUUAGAAACGAAAAUGCAUUUUGAUGGAUUUUGCCACCAAAAUUCGUACACGAAUCCCUUAAAAAACUAACAAUUUUACAACUCCCACACGAGAAAGGAUGGACCGUGGCGUGGCGUGGCAUGUGUUGUGUUGUAGCUAGUGUUUAAGUACCUACAAUUUACAGUUGCACUUUCAACCAAAGAAACAAAAAAUGAUAUAUAUAUAUACUAUAUAGAUAAACGAUAUAUACAGACCUCUAUACCAAUAUCGCGAACGCUAUUCUUCAAGGCAAGGCUGGGAGAGUUAUAUACAACCACAAAGUGAGAGAUCGUCUUAAACCAAAGGAAAAAAUUCUGUAUUUACAUAUAUUUACAACCGAAUCCCC